Messenger RNA from Rubroshorea leprosula, 611 nucleotides. Lineage: Eukaryota; Viridiplantae; Streptophyta; Magnoliopsida; Malvales; Dipterocarpaceae. The record is from the annotation of a GenBank genome assembly.
CUAAUACACACACACGUGUCUACCCGUUUUUCACCGUAAUAUAGUCUAGCAUCAGCGAAUCGAGGGAAGAAACAGCGAGCUUUUCUUCUUCUUCUCAUUUCUCUGUGAUUGCGCAGCCAUGGCGAUGAACAAUGGACUGAAAUCAGUCUCCAAGCUAUUGACCUCUUCUCAAUCUCUUUUGUUGAAAUCAGCAAAUAGAGGGUUCCAUUCAACUGGAGUGAAGAGGAUGGGAGGAGGACAUGGUCAUGGCCAUGAUGAACCAUACUACCUUCAUGCCAAACACAUGUACAACCUGGACAGGAUGAAACAUCAGGGGCUGAAGAUGUCUCUUGCUGUUUUCACGGCCUUCAGCAUUGGUGUCGUUGUUCCUGUCUAUGCUGUCAUUUUCCAGCAAAAGAAGACUGCAUCUGCUUAAACCAUGAUGAAUUGCCUCACCGCAAAAUAAUAGAAACAGCUCCUGAAUGCUUUCCUAGUAAAUUGUUGGAACAGUUCAAUUGGAUGACACUCAACAGUUUGAUAUUUUUGGAACUUCUGGCUGUUUAUUUUCACUGUUUAUAAAUGGAAGUUAGGAUUUUCUAUUGCAUUUGAUAAAAUAAUACUUGAUGCACCAA